AUGAUGCAAUCUCUGGAGGAAAAGAAAGAAUCGCAAAUCCAAGAGCAGUUGAAGCUCGCAAAAGACACUGCUAUAGAACUCAGUGAGUUGCUCCCUGGAAAAUGGAACAAGCUAAGCAUGAAGAUUCGUAUCCGUGCGUGCAUGACGGAAGGAGGCGGCUCGUUUUGCAUCAAGACGCGGAUGCUUUGCCACGAAGUAGCGGGCAUUGUGGACGUGUUCGCUCCUGACGAGUUUAGCAACAACAGGGCGACGGAGGAAAGUUCGGAGCCUAAAAAGGAACGCGAGGAUCGCAACCUCAGCAACAAAGCAGUAUUCGAACAGGCCACAAUUCUGAAGACCAUCAUUAAUUCAAUCGACUUUCCCAAGGAUCGAAAGUGGCCUUGGGAUGAUUCAAUCACCAACGACGACGCUGCUUCGUCACGCAGCAUUUUUCGGAAUUCUAGCGGCACCGCAGACCAUGAGGAUCGGGUAAUCGCUCCCACCGCCUCUGGAGGAACGAUGUCGAAAUUGGGCGGAAGCGAGGCUCGGAGUGAUGGUCAGUACCACUAG
This is a messenger RNA of Seminavis robusta, 549 nucleotides long. NCBI's taxonomy places the organism in Eukaryota, Bacillariophyta, Bacillariophyceae, Naviculales, Naviculaceae. The record is from the annotation of a GenBank genome assembly.